GGUGUCCUCCUGGAGGAACUGGAAGAGGUGGCCGGGGACUGGGAAGUCUGGACUCCCCUGCUGAGACUGCUGCUCCCGCGACCCGGAUAAGCGGAGGAAAAUGGAUGGAUGGAUAGAUGGACAUUUAAGUGUGACAAACUUGCAAAAAAAUAAGAAAUCAUAUAUAUUCAUACAAUAAAAUUACUUAACAUUGGUUUCAAGUUUUAAAAAAACAAACUAAUUUUUAAGGUGUGGCGGCUUUUAUUUUGUCAUGCUUCCUCCACGGUCAAUUACAUGUAGCCUAAACCCUGAAAUUAUAUAACGGAUAAAAACUACAUCUAUUUGGCCAUUUGUUUGCAUGCCAAUUGCAUUUUUUGGCACCUGACAACAGGUGUCUAGGUAUUUUUAAAAAUGACACCAUUGCCGCUUAUAUACACACAACCAAAACAACAAUGGUGGAUCACUAAACAGUAGUUGCUAUGUUUACGAUACCGCUCCAUCAAUGCCUAGACACAAGAGUUUCUUUACAAGUCACAUUGACAACUACUGGCCUGGCAUGGAUAUUACAUUUUAUACAUUUUCAUAUAACAUUCUCCAGUAAAUUUUAAGGAUUUCUGACACUCAGUCAGUGAAACAUCUUUACCAGGAUGCUGACAAGUGAAGGUAUGCGGACACCGUCGAUAAAACAUGACUGAUUCGCGUGUCACCGCAUUCACAUACAGUAAGAUAAACUUUAUUUAUCUGACAUUGGAGAAUUUUCAGUUUCACAUGUGCAAAACAAGUGUGAUUAGUGACACCUGACAUCCACCCUGCUACCAACACAUGCUGUCCAACACCACUGGAGUGCCAACCCAAGCACAGCUGCGGGCGACCCAAGCAUGGUUGUGCACCCCCCCCUGCCAUCGGGUGCCCUAAAUGCUUUUUUUCUUUUCCCAGCAGUUUCUGCACCUAUUUUGGAUUCUAAACCAGGCCAGCAGGCAGAGCAUCUCAUCUCACUUUUACAGUUUCUGUCACACACACACAAGCACACACAUUCAGAUACACACCUACAGUAUACGAGUUUGUUCAUCUGCAUCACACAACCCUCCCUCCAUGAUUUAAUGCUUAUAUUUUUCAGAUCCAUUGUCUGGGAUUUUACAUGGUGGCAAACAACAUAACCGGUCGGGUUAUUUUUAGCCUGUAAAAAGAUGGUCAGGAGCGAUGGCGCGGGCUUCCUCCCCCGCCUAUGCAAUGAUGACGUCGGCCUGUUACGCAAAAUCAGGGGUUCACCUUUUUUUGUUAAGUUGACCUACAGUGUAGCUGUACAACUAAAACGGGUGCAGACGGUAAAAAAAAACAAAUAGAAAAUGAAAAAUGAAAAACAGUUUGGACGCACCCAGCGUGGUGUGAGGUUAGCGGGUAUGUCAACCAGACCCAGCCGGGGUCGCAGCCCCUUGUUGCGACUUUCACAUUCGCGACUACACACGGAGGCAGCAACAAAAAUCAAGAAUUACAUUGGAUUUAUAUAACAGAGAAGUCGUUACUUAACUAUUUGUAGAGGUGCUGCAGACACAAGUCGAGACAUUCCCCCUCCACCUCGUCCUCACACACCAGGUCCGUCAAGGGGCGCGCGGGCAGCGGGGCGCUCUCCUGCAGAGGCGGGCUCAUCUCCCGGAGAAAGAGCUCCAGGAACCGUCGGAAGUUUUUCUCCUCUGCUGCAGAGCUGGCCAUCCUUGCUCAUUCCUGGACACAACACACUCACGGUCACUCACAGCUCCGCCGUCAGUAAGCGAACUCGGCGCUGGUGGCUGGCUGUGUGCGGGAAGACUCGGUGCAAGCUGACCGAACUCGACGGUGGACUUUGGGAGGGAGCUACCGACCUAGCUAGCUAGUAGUACCCGAGUCUGCCCGGUGGAAGGGGGUGGGGAAGCGUGACCGUCAACUACCGGCGUGUCUCGAAGCGGCAGACCGAAGAGACAAGGGGAGGCACUACCGAAAUAAACCGUCUCGAAUUCGACUGCUUCCCAUUCACCGCGGAGUGAAAGCAAGUGCCGCGUUAUCAGGGAUUUCGUCUAUUCGGGAGGCGUAUACGUCACUGGUGACGUUGACGUCGGGGACGUGAACGCGCACGCACUGCUGCAACUCUUUAAAAGAAAUCUAUGAACACAUCAAAAUAUUACAAUGAAUGAACUUAAGGUUGAAUGUUUUAAACAUUAAUAGCUUAAAGCGUUUGUUCUAAAAAAAAUCGUAAAGAAGUACAUGGGGCGGAACCGUCUGUUGUAUCCAGUCGAACAUUUUACUUCGAAAACCCGGAAGUACAGCUGGUGCGUCGCUAUUUUGAUUCCCCACUCAUUUUGUGUCCAAAAUGAAGGAAGCCAACAUGGCUAUGACGACUGUGAGCAUGGAGUCGCUUCUGCGACUGUUGGAGGACGCCGAGCACCGGGACGACGGGUUGUGUGUGGUGGGGAUCUUCGGGAAAAGCAACAUGCAGGUCGGCGCUCUUAAGGAGUCUCUCGUUAACAACCUGGCGGACAAGCACAUCUUCUCGGUGUUCGGCGGACCGGAUGAUGGCUGCGACACGGCGGACAGUAGCAUUCAGGCUUUCCACAACCAAGACAACCGGGUGUUGUACCUGCUACUGUCUUCAGUGUGCGACAGCCGCCAGCUGCUGCGGGCUUGCCAGUCCCUGAGUGCGGGGGCUGGCCACGCCGACUCCCACGACUUCUGGAAGGGCCUGGACAGGCAGCACUGCCUCCACCUGCUCUACAUGUUCUCGGUGUGCCACGUCCUCCUGCUCGUCCACCCGAACCACACGUUCGAUGUCACCUACGACCGGCUCUUCCGAGCUUUGGACGCCCUGCGGCAGAAAGUGUUGCCUCUUAUCCGAGUGGCCAUCAAGGACUGUUCGGUGUCCAAAGAGUGGAAGGUGAACUGUCGACCGUGCCCUCCAAGACUGCUCUUCGUCUUCCAGAUGAACGGAACUCUCAAGGUGUCAAACGGUUCUGAGUUGGGCUCUCACCCUGACAAGCCCAAGAAGCACUCCCCAAGGAGGCGCCUGCAGCAUGCCCUGGAAGAUCAAAUCUACCGCAUCUUCCGCAAAAGCCGAGUCCUGACCAACCAGAGCAGCAACUGCCUGUUCACCGUGCCGGCCAACCAGGCGUUCGUUUACGUGGUGCCGACGUCCGAUGAGGAUCCCGUGGGCUCCCUGCUGGGCCAGCUGCGCUCCAACUGCAUCCGGUGUGAGCAGGACUCAGGCACGCUAGUGCUGGGACCCAGGCGGUACCAGCAGAUGCGGCGCUCAGCCCGGCAAGCCAGCUCUGGAGUGGAUGCGUUUGGAGCGUCGGCGGGCUGUCAGCUGGUGGACUGCAGCUUGAAGGAGUUUCUGUGGCAGCACGUGGAGCUGGUGCUGACCAAGAAAGGUUUUGACGACAGUGUCGGACGCAACCCUCAGCCAUCACACUUUGAGCUGCCAACCUACUCCAAGUGGGCCCAGGUUGCCUUGAGACUCCACCAAGUCCUUGUGAGUGGCGCCGAGGAGGACGUUGCCGAGUUGGCAACCAAAGUGCAGAGCCAGCUGAAGGUGCUGGACGCUUUCCUCGACGCAGACACAAAGUUCUCAGAGAGCCGGUGCCAGAAGGCGUUGCCUCUGGCCCACAGCGCCUACCAGUCCAACCUUCCCCACAACUACACCACUACUGUUCACAAAAACCAGCUGGCACAGGCGCUGCGGGUGUACAGCCAGCACGCUCGUGGCGUGGCAUUCCAGCGCUACGCUUUACAGCUUCACGAGGACUGCUACAAGUUCUGGAGCAAUGGACACCAACUGUGCGAGGAGCGGAGCCUUUCCGACCAACACUGCGUUCACAAGUUCCACCUUCUGCCGCAGCCAGGAGAGAAGACAGACGUGGAUCACAACCCGCCCAUUCUGAACCACAACAGCAGGGGGCGCUGUACAAGCUCUUGUAACUGUGGAAGGAAGCAGGCUCCACGUGAAGAUCCAUUUGACAUUCAAACAGCAAAUUAUGACUUUUACCAGUUGCUGGAGGACAAAUGCUGCGGUAAGCUGGAGAGGAUCGACUUCCCCAUCUUCCAGCCAAGUACUCCCGACCCGGCCCCAGCCAGUAACCGGGGCCAGCGCCCUCCUUGCGAGGCCUCAGCAUCAGGUGAUGUAGACAGACUGAAGGAGUCGAGCACCGCCCAGAGCCACACUCCUGGAGACACCAGCCUGAGCCUGGCCCUCAGUCUGGGCCAGUCGACUGACAGCCUGGGGCCUUACGGCGACGGGGACACAGCUGAAAGCCAAGUCCAGCAGAAGCGUCCGAGCCUUGCGGACCGCCAGCCCUCCACUGUGGAGUACCUCCCUGGUAUGAUGCACUCGGGCUGCCCUAAGGGCCUGCUGCCCAAGUUCUCCAGCUGGUCCCUGGUCAAACUAGGCCCAGCCAAGUCGUACAACUGCCACACAGGUUUGGAACAACCAGGUUUCCUCCCCGGCUCUUCCUUCCUCCUACCGUGGGACUUGGUGAUACGCUCUCGCUCGGAGGAGGAAGUCGGACUGGAGGCUUUGGACGGGGGUGCCGCCUCAUGGCCGGCCCCCAAUAAGACCCUUGUGAGCAAACGAGGGAGCGCCGGGGGUCUCGGGAGGGGUCGCAGGAGGGACGAUACGGCGCGGGCCUUCGUGGGGUUCGAGUACGAAGACGGCAGGGGAAGACGCUUCAUCAGCUCCAGUCCUGAUAAAAUCGUGAAGGUGCUGGGCCCAGGCGGCGCCAAAGACCCUGCGAGCAGGGUGUUGAACACCGACAUGCCGCUGUACAUCCCGUCACCCUCCCAGGGCCGCGGCCUGAAGCCCCACUUUGCUCAGCUGAUCCGCCUUUUUAUUGUGGUGCCCGACGCGCCGCUCGAAGUUACCCUCAAUCCUCAGGUCCAGCCCGGUCCGCCCCCAUGCCCGCUUUUCCAUCCUGAGCAGGCGGAUUUGGUGUUGCCACCUGACAGCUUCUGGGUGCUGCGCUUCCCUUUUGCCUACGCCACCGAGCUCGGACCCUGUUACCCCCCCAAGGAGAACCAGCCCCUCAACAACUACAAAGUGCUGCGAGGGAUCCUCAGAGCCACUACAGCCAGCCCUCAGUGAACCCCAACAACGACCCCCACUUCCCGGACUAAACCCUCUCAUAAUGUUUGUGUGUGUAUCACUUUGAAAAACAACAAUGUAGUCAAUCAUGAUUUCUAGUCUACGUAAAGUCUUGAUUCUGAUGACUUAAACUAGCAUCCAUCCAUCCAUCCAUCCAUUUUCUAGGCCGCUUAUCCUCAUUAGGGUCACGGGGGUAUGCUGGAGCCUAUCCAGCUGACUUCGGGCGAGAGGCAUGGUACACCCUGGACUGAUCGCCAGCCAGUCGCAGACUUAAACUUGCAUUAAUCACUUUUCUAUACUGAUGAUCCUCAAGCAUGAAUUAUGUUACCGUGUUGAGGCGCCAGCGUACGUUACGCCGGCUUACUCCUCCCCUUCAAACCCUCUUCCAUAGUUUGACUGCAAGCUAAUAAAUUUUACAUGGGUGCCAUUGGUGCUCACCAAGUUUAUGAGUUUUCCGUACUGAUAAUCCUCAAGCCUGAAUUAUGUGACCGUGUUGAGGCGCCAGCGUUCAAACCCUCUUGCAUAGCUUGACUGCAAGCUAAUAAAAAGUAGAUGAGUGCCAUGGGUGCUCACAGAGUUGACUGUUUGGAAACACUGCCCCCUAGAGCUUUGGUAGAGAAAUGCCCAUCACAUGGAGGGGUCCUAAAUUAGCGCCAUCUACAUGGAACCCCAAGACGAUGACAACAGUUGUCCCUCGUUUAUCGCAGUUAAUUGGUUCCAGAGCUGACCAAGCAAAGUACUAUUAUUAUAGUAUAUAGUAUUAAUAAAUGAAAUAUUUUCAUAGUUAACCUGUUUAGGUCUCUCAAUAAGGUUUUUACUAUUAUUAGAGUCCUGUAGACAUGAAAUAACACCCCUAUAGUCACCUUUACACAACAUUGCUAAUGGCAAUGUUGUGUAAAGGUGAUGCAGGCUACAGAUCACUGCAGGGACACGAGAGACGGCUGCUGCUUUAAGCAUAGCAAGCUACCGAGGUCACUAGUUAGCUUCCAAUUUAUUUAUUCUGAACUUAAGAAAAGGUUUCAAAUGGAGUGGGGAAGGACAAAGUAAGAAGCCAAACAUUUACCACUUCCACACAGAAUGGGAGGAGAACUUGUUUUCGGUAUGUCAUUUUGGACAUGCCAUAGUUGACUCUAUGCCAGGGGUCACCAACGUUUUUUCUUGCGAGAGCUACUUUUAGAAAAUGAAAAUGGCCACGAGCUACUCAUUUUUGUAGAAAUGAUUUUCAUACCUUAUUUCAACCCAAACAGAUCAAAUAUGCUUGUUUUACCAAAACAUUCACAAAAUGCUGGUAUCCACAACUCACAUUUUAUGUUUCAGAAUACUUUUCUUUCUAGUGUUCUCACAUUAUUAACUGAAAACCUGAAUGAAAAGCAGGCUUGCGGGCACCUCAUGUGGUCGUGGGGGGCUACCUGGUGCCCGCGGGCACCACGUUGGUGACCCCUGCUCUAUGCAGUGUUGAGGUACUGCAAUGGAAGGUGAUGUCUCAUCAGUGGACCAUGACUUGACCAGAAUACUACAUGACUUGUCUUUCAAUAUUUUUGUGACCAAUAAUAGACCAUAGUCAACCACAAAACAGCGAUCAUUUAUUAAUUAAUUUUUUUAAAAACCCAAACCGCAAAGCACCAAGGGUUGACUGUAUUAGGAAAUGUGAACAGAGCUUGGAAAGUAUAUUAAAAGUAUUGUGCAAACGUCUUAGGCCACCACCACUUUUUCAAAGCAAUCAUUUUGACAUUUUGGUGACUGUCUAAAUAAAAGGUCCAAAUUAUUUUUUUGAUGCACUAUUUAUGAUUGGCGUCAAUGAACCCAAAUGUAGCCAAGAUGUAAUA
Molecule: messenger RNA, 6909 nt
Organism: Dunckerocampus dactyliophorus (ringed pipefish)
Lineage: Eukaryota; Metazoa; Chordata; Actinopteri; Syngnathiformes; Syngnathidae
Gene: smg8
Product: SMG8 nonsense mediated mRNA decay factor
Exons: 5
Coding region: 2324-5083 (919 amino acids)
Biological process (GO): nuclear-transcribed mRNA catabolic process, nonsense-mediated decay
Source: RefSeq, a predicted model, not a curated record